UCCUCACCUGGUAUCUUUCGAAAACCCCCAAGGUCUCACCUGUGAGCUAUUGACAACCAGAGCUCAUUUAUGAGCCUCAAGGAGGAAGGAAUGAAGGGUUGGUGGCCUCCUUGUUGCUCUAUGGGAUGUGCAGGGGAGAGGAUGUUGGUUGGGCCCUGGUGCUGCUUGUAAAGGCAUAAGGUGACUCCAUCUCAGCCUGGUUGCCACUCCUGAUUCGGGUCUCGCAAUGCUUCCUGAUGCUCCAGAAGGUUUAGGGAGCCUUUUGUGUUUUGACACGGAUCCCGGGCCGCGUGUGGCAUUAUGCAAAUUGCCCGGCAACUAAAUUGGCACUCGAAAUGCCAAAUCCUUCGCUGAGUGCAGUUUGGCACGUGCCAGCGGCAACCUGUUUUCGAGGGAUCCCCCGCUGUGAUCUCCGAAGCGGCCGUAAAUACAAACCUGCCAGCCUUAAAUCCUCCAUGCAUGACUGCAGGAAUAAAUUUCCCGGGCUGUGUAGCGGAAUUGAAGCACUCCGAAAGGGUUCCCAGAUUAAGCCUUUUACGUCGUUGAGGUUUGUAACGGAGCCGUCAGAUGCUGUCACCAUGCGUGGAAGCAACGUGCUGUUGAACUGCGGGGCAGAAUCUGACCGAGGAGCUCCGGUCAUCAAGUGGAAGAAAGACGCCGUCUUCUUGAACCUGGCGGUAGACGAAAGGAGGCAGCAGCUGGCCAACGGCUCGCUCUUGAUACAAAACAUAGUCCACUCCAGGCACCACAAGCCAGACGAGGGGCUUUAUCAGUGCGAAGCAUCUCUGGAAGGCAUCGGAGCCAUCAUCAGUCGGACAGCGAAGGUCAUGGUAGCAGGACCGCUGAGGUUUCUUUCCCAGACGGAAUCGGUCACGGCUUUUGCGGGAGACACGAUCCUGCUCAAGUGCGAAGUCGUCGGGGAGCCCAUGCCUGUGGUGCACUGGCAGCGAAACCAGGAGGAUUUAUUCCUGAGCCCGGCCGACGCACGGGUGGCCGUCUUGCCCUCUGGAGCUUUACAAAUCAGCAGGAUUCAGCCUGGGGACAGUGGGAUCUACAGGUGCCUGGCGAAAAACCCAGCCAGUUCAAGGACCGGGAAUGAUGCAGAAGUCAGAGUGUUGUCAGAUCCAGGUCUGCACAGGCAACAAUUUUUCCUGCAGCGCCCGUCCAACGUGAUGGCCAUGGAAGGGAAGGAUGCUGUUUUGGAGUGCUGUGUCUCUGGGUACCCCCCUCCCACCUUCACGUGGCUGCGAGGAGAGGAAGUGCUCCCUAUCAGGUCCAAAAAGUAUUCAUUACUGGCUGGCAGUAACUUACUCAUAUCAAACGUGACCGAUGAUGAUUCAGGGACAUACACAUGCGUCGUCACCUACAAGAACGAGAACAGCAGCGGCUCUGCGGAACUGUCAGUGAUGGUUCCACCAUGGUUUUUAGUUCGCCCAUCGAAUCUUUAUGCCUACGAGAGCAUGGACAUCGAGUUUGAAUGCGCCGUGUCUGGCAAGCCCAUCCCUACGGUGGAGUGGAUCAAGAAUGGAGAAGUGGUCAUUCCUAGCGACUAUUUUCAGAUAGUGGGUGGCAGCAACUUGCGGAUUCUGGGCUUGGUAAAGUCAGAUGAAGGAUUUUAUCAGUGUGUAGCUGAAAAUGAAGCUGGAAACGCACAGGCCAGUGCACAGCUAAUCAUCCCAGAGCCUGCUGUCCUAAGCUCCAGUGUCCUCCCCUCUGCCCCCCGAGAUGUGGUCCCUGUCUUGGUCUCCAGCCGAUUUGUCCGUCUCAGCUGGCGCCCGCCCGCCGAAGCCCGAGGCAGCAUCCAGGCGUACACGGUCUUCUUCUCCAGGGAAGGCAUCAACAGGGAACGGGCGGUCAACACGUCGCAGUCCGGGACUCUCCAGCUCACCGUGGGCAACCUGCGACCGGAGGAGACCUACACCUUCCGCGUGGUGGCCUUCAACGAGUGGGGACCUGGCGAGAGCUCGCAGCCCGUCAAGGUGGCCACGCAGCCCGAGUUGCAAGUGCCAGGGCCGGUGGAAAACCUGCGGGCUGUGUCCACUUCACCUACCUCCAUCCUCGUGUCCUGGGAUCCCCCUGCCUACGCCAACGGCCCCGUGCAAGGCUACAGGCUCUUCUGGACGGAGACAGCAACGGGAAGGGAGCAGAACGUGGAGGUGGAAGGGCUCUCCUACCGGCUCGAGGGGCUGAAGAAGUUCACCGAGUACACCCUGCGCUUCCUGGCCUACAACCGCUACGGCCCCGGCGUCUCCACCGAGGACGUCACCGUCACCACGCUUUCGGAUGUGCCCAGCGCCAUGCCCCAGAACGUCUCCUUGGAAGUGGUCAACUCCAGGAGUAUCAAAGUUAGCUGGUUGCCUCCACCACCAGGCACUCAAAAUGGAUUUAUUACGGGCUAUAAAAUCCGACACAGAAAGACUACCCGCAGGGGUGAGAUUGAAACACUGGAGCCAAACAACCUCUGGUACUUGUUCACAGGACUGGAGAAAGGAAGCCAGUACAGUUUCCAGGUUGCUGCCAUGACGGUGAACGGGACCGGGCCGCCCUCGGACUGGUACACGGCAGAAACACCCGAGAAUGAUCUCGAUGAAUCUCAGGUUCCUGACCAGCCAAGCUCUCUCCACGUCAGACCUUUGACCACGAGCAUCGUCAUGAGCUGGACCCCGCCGCUCAACCCCAACAUUGUCGUCCGCGGGUACAUCAUCGGCUACGGCGUGGGCAGCCCAUACGCUGAGACCGUGCGGGUGGACAAUAAACAACGUUACUAUUCCAUUGAAAAUUUGGAGCCGAGCUCCCACUACGUGAUCUCCUUGAAGGCCUUCAACAACGCCGGCGAAGGAGUGCCUCUGUACGAAAGUGCCACCACCAGGUCGAUGACAGACCCCAUCGAUCCAUUAGAAGUUGAUUUUUAUCCUUUGCUUGAUGAUUUCCCCACGUCAGUCCCAGAUAUCUCCACCCCCAUGCUCCCACCAGUAGGUGUGCAGGCUGUUGCGCUGACCCACGACGCGGUGAGGGUCAUCUGGGCAGACAACUCUGUCCCGAAGAACCAAAAGACGACGGAGGUCCGCUUCUACACGGUCCGAUGGAGAACCAGCUACUCUACAAAUGCUAAAUACAAGUCAGCAGAUACGACAGCCCUGAGUCACACCGUCAUCGGCCUGAAGCCUAACACCAUGUACGAAUUCUCGGUCAUGGUCACCAAAGGGCGGAGGUCCAGCACCUGGAGCAUGACUGCCCACGCCACCACCUACGAAGCAGCUCCGACCUCUGCACCCAAGGACUUGACAGUCAUUACACGGGAAGGGAAGCCCCGAGCCGUCAUUGUCAGCUGGCAGCCACCAUUAGAAGCCAAUGGGAAAAUUACCGCUUACAUCCUCUUCUACACCCUGGACAAGAAUGCUCCCAUCGACGACUGGGUGAUGGAGUCCAUCAGCGGGGACCGGCUCACCCACCAGAUCAUGGAUCUCAGCCUGGACACCGUCUACUACUUCCGAAUCCAAGCCCGCAACGCAAAGGGAGUGGGGCCUCUCUCCGAUCCCGUUUUCUUCCGGACGCUGAAAGUUGAGCACCCCGACAAAAUGGCCAAUGACCAAGGUCGUCACGGCGAUGGCUCCUACUGGUCGGUGGACACCAACCUGAUUGACAGAAGCAGCCUGAAUGAGCCCCCCAUCGGGCAGAUGCACCCUCCCCACGGCAGCGUCACGCCCCAGAAGAACAGCAACCUCCUCGUCAUCAUCGUCGUCACCGUCGGCGUCAUCACCGUGGUGGUGGUGGUGGUGGUGGCCGUCAUCUGCACCAGGCGCUCCUCGGCACAGCAGAGAAAGAAACGUGCGACCCACAGCGCCAGCAAGCGGAAGGGCAGCCAGAAGGACCUGAGGCCCCCGGAUCUGUGGAUCCACCACGAGGAGAUGGAGAUGAAGAACAUGGAGAAGCCGACGGGCUCCGACCCCGCGGGGAGGGACUCGCCCAUGCAGAGCUGCCAGGACAUCACCCCCGUCAGCCACAGCCAGUCCGAAACGCAGCUGGGCACCAAGAGCACCCCGCAACCCGCUGCUGAGACAGAAGACGUUGGCAGCAGCAUGUCCACCUUAGAGCGCUCGCUCGCCGCCCGCAGAGCCACCCGUGCCAAGCUCAUGAUCCCGAUGGAUUCCCAACCCACCAACCCCCCUGUGGUCAGUGCCAUCCCUGUGCCCACCCUGGAAAGCGCCCAGUACCCCGGGAUCCUGCCGUCCCCCACCUGCGGAUACCCACACCCCCAAUUCACCCUGCGGCCGGUGCCUUUCCCCACCCUGGCUGUGGACAGGACCUUUGGAGCAGGAAGGACUGUAAACGAAGGACCAGCCCCGCAGCAACCCUCCUUGCUACCACCGACGCAGCCCGAGCACUCCAGCAACGAGGACGCCCCCAGCAGGACCAUCCCCACCGCCUGCGUGCGCCCCACGCACCCGCUCCGCAGCUUCGCCAACCCCUUGCUACCUCCGCCCAUGAGUGCAAUAGAACCGAAAGUCCCUUACACGCCACUUCUGUCUCAAACAGGGCCUAACCUUCCCAAGGCUCAGGUUAAAACAGCAUCCCUCGGCUUGGCAGGGAAAGCGAGGUCCCCCCUGCUGCCCGUCUCGGUACCCACGGCCCCGGAGGUUUCGGAGGAGGGCCACAAGCAGACGGAAGACUCCUCAAACGUUUACGAACAGGACGAUCUGAGCGAACAGAUGGCCAGUUUGGAGGGGCUGAUGAAGCAGCUCAACGCUAUCACGGGCUCAGCCUUCUAGGAGCUGGCGAGGGCCAGGUAACGACCCAGGAGCACUGCAGCAUACCAGGAUUUCACGCACACCACCCGCCUACAUGACCCCAUAACGUCGUCGCCUUCCUGGUUACCGCUCCUUCAGCGCCAGGAAGGUUCCUGCAAAGUCCUCGGAGGAAAGAUAAAAAAGAAGAAGAAAAAAAAAUAGUGAUGGAAGUGUUACAGAACUGUAGAGCUGGCAUCUCGAAGUGAUGAACGCGUGGCAAGACGACCGAGGCCAUCACCGCGGAGUCGCAGCUGAUGCCGCUGGAUCGCUCGUUUUCAUCUCCUAGUCUUCGUAGAGCUCAAGUUGUCCUGACUAACUCCUGUUUUACUCCGUAGAGGUCCGUAGCUUUUUCCUAUAGCUCUAGUCUUACCUCACGCCAGGCUGGUUUGAAGCGUAGCCCGUGCCAUUAAGCAGGCAGCGUUGUAGGUCACUCGUCUGUUUUCCCUACGUAAUUACUGACUACAGAAAGACCCCGCAGCAAACGACCACGCCACCACGCCAAAACCUCGGAGCUUUUCCCAACAGCACAAACGAGAAGGCAAAACGCUCGUUUAUUUUGUCACUGCGGCCCCUCGUCUCGCACGAGCUGCUGUAAAAAUGCAGCUAUUUUAGCAAGCCUUUGGAAACCGACCGAGGAAUUGGGAAGGUUUCCCCAAAACCACCUUUCCUGCUUCAGAUGGGCUCCGGGAGCAAAGCAAGCGAGGAGCAGGCCACGGGGAAGUCUUCGGCGAUCCCUUCUCCCUCUGGUCCCCGUGCUUCUCGGGCUGCUUAUUGACAACGGGCUGAAUUGAGUAAAUUUUGUGUGCACACAUUUGCUUGCUAAAUUUUCGGCUGCAUUCAGAGCUAAUCCCUGUUUAUGCAGCUGAAUCACCAAAAGGGAGCCGAUUUGCAUAUUUAUCAGUUAGGAGGCUGCAAAACCCAAUAAGAGAGUUUCAGAUGAAUUAUUCCAUUCAGCUCUGCCUUUGAUUUCAAGCUUGAGUGGGUCAUAAUUUUAAAAGAGCAUGGAAAGGAUAGGAUCUUUACAACCUAAUAGCUCCUUUUAUUAGGUGGGUAAUUAAAUGUGAAUCUCCGAAUAAAAUAUUUUGAGUAAAAUGGCACUGCAACAGAAGUAAUAAUUCAGAUUAUUUUCUACGGCCCCGUGCUGUAAAGGAAAAUCAGAUGUCAAGGAGGCAUUCGAAUGCUUCAUUAGGAACUCCAGUUGUGUUUGUGACAAAAAGCUCCUUAAAAACGCCUUGUUAUUCAAUUUGCUAAGAUUUUAAGGAAAUCUUUCUGGGGAGUACGGAAAUCCCGUUCGUACGGGCAGCUGAGCUUUCCAGCUCUGAGAUUUGUUGCCAAAAAGACUGGAGUGAAAAGAAACGGCACAAAUCUUCCGGGCUGAAAAACCCAGCUCAGCUGUUAGGACCUACGAAACCACUACCUCCGUUUUUACUCAGAGGAAAGAGGGCUUAAUGCAGCUUUUGAGUGGCUCCCCUUCGAUAUUUGCAGAGAUUGACGUUGUCUGAAGUGGGAACGUGAGGCCGGAUCUGACUCUCCCUGAUCCUUUAGGAAAUACCUGCUACCCUGGGCUUGCAGCGGGCUAUCUGGGAGCAGAAACAGCCCCCGGGACUUAAAUCAUGGCACAUUAAUCCCCAAAUUUGGUGUCUAACAAUCCCGAACUGCCUGGUGAGCCACCAGCGGGUUUGCAAACCGGGUUUGGUUUGGUUUGGACACGACCUUUGUGGUGUCCAGGCGCUUUCUUUGAACGCUUUGGUAUUGAUCAUCCUUUCUGUUUAGUUCAUGCAUCGGCACCAAAGCCCCUCAAAGUCUGCAGGUUGAUCCGGAGCUGCUGACGGUUCGAAGCAUAUCAAUUUCCAGACUUGGCCCGUUUAAAUCAACAAACUCCAUGCCAAAAGUGGUCUUCGUGUGCGCCACCCCUGGGAAGGGACAACCCGAUCAGCUCAGCCCGAGCAAGGCUCAACAACUCCUCUCCCCUCAUUUUUUUUUUAAAUAAAUGAGCAAGAAAUUUCAAACUAAGUUCCGCAUAUCUCGGUAAAACUAAAUUCUCCCAUAUACGAACAUCAACUUUCAGAAAUUGUGUUUUUCUUUGCCUGUUUCAGCAGAGCCCUUGACCUCCCCUGAGCUCCAUGACCCUAAAGGUGGGUGGUAGCCAUCCCAAGGAGCCUUGGAGAUGGUCCCAAGCAUUUUUGAAGAUGAUUUUUAGGAUGAUUUUCAUAGGAUGCCUAAGGGCUGAGAAGCUCAUUAGCAAACAGCUCAUCCUACAUGUGAACUACGUUACUUGCAAGCCCCAAAUGAGUGUUUUAACACAAAACUCUUGCAUUAUAUUUUGCUGAUGCUCUGUUUAUUUGCAGUGAGCUCGGCUUUGGCUUUUGACACGUUCCUCAGCUGUCAGAAUCCUUACAGCCCGUGACUGUCUCAGCCGUGGCCACUCCCGGAGCAAUGCAAUGAGAAAUCUGGCAAGGCUUGACAGGCUCAUGAAGCUCAACGGGAGCAGGGGAGAUCAUUAGCUAAUUAGUGCAAUGGGGCUGCCGUGAACAGGUGAAAAACAAAUGAGUUAGCAGGCAAAAAAGAUUUAUUUUUUUUUUAUUUUGGUCCUCCUAGACCUAAAACUUGGAGCAAUAUCAAUGGCUCCAAAGGCUCAGGGCUCCCCAGCUCCGUGUAUUUGUCUGCCAACUGCUUCGGUGUUCAUUUCUGGUUGAGAAGUUUCAGCCCCUUUGUGAAGCUGUUUAUUUUUUGGCAGGGGAAGGCUGAUGUUCUUGCAUGUCACGUUGGUUACAUCACGAUUCGGGGCUGGCCAUCGGGUGUCCCUUCUCAGGGACCAAGCACACGGCUUGGGCUUUACCCCAGGGGCAUUCAGAAGCACCCUUGGUACAAAAAGUGCAGGUGUUGGCAGGGUCAAAGCCAGCAGCAUCACCCAGUUGGGCAUUAAAUCCACAAAUAGGUGCAGGGAAGGGAAGAGCUCUGCAAGCAGGGCGAACGGCAAGCAGAAGGUGGCCGAGCUGCAACCCCUCGAUCUCAUUCCUGGAAUGGAUACCUUGGAAACUGGAGGAACCAAGCUUCUUUAUUUAUUUUUUCUCAUUUUUAAGCAAUCAAAGCCACUUCAUUGGUGAUCAGCGAUCGCUUUUCCCUUCAGCUUUUCCCUUCAUCUUCGUUUCCCCAUUAGCUACUAAGUGUCCUGGUGUCGAACUGGAUUCCCGGAGGUUCCACGACCUUUUUUUUUCAACUUCUCAGAGAAAAAAAAAAAAAAAAAGCAUCGAACGCAUCCUCAUCCUGAUCUUUGUUGGCUGGAGAACACGACACAGCCCCCACGUCACGAGGUGGCACAAGCCCACGGGCUCCGCCGUAUGCUGUAGACGUCCUCGGAGGAGCGAGGAAGCAAGGCCGGCAGAAGGAACGAUGCUGUUUUUAUUAUUGUAAAAUAGACCUGGCGAUUCCUACAUUUGCGAGUUGCCACCACGUUGGGGACGGGGCGGUUUGGGGCGGGGAGGGGCGGGGAGGGAGGGUGGACCUUUUUAUAAGUAAUAUUUAAUUUAUUAUUUCGAAUGUUUUCUUUGGGAUAAUUUAUGGGACGAGGGAUACCUGGCUGGAAAACCUAAAGCAGGCUGUUAAAGCUGCAGUGUGCCCACGGCCCCGCGUGCCGGGCUCUGGCACCGCGUCGCUCACCCCGAGCUGGAGCCAUCGGGAGGGUUGAGCAUCGUCACCGUGGCUGUCAUGCACACCUGAACUCCUAAGUUAAUUAGCUGGGAAGCCCAGCCUGCUAAUUAAAUGCUCUGACACUGGUGAAACUCGCCGUUUAAAGGGCUUCGCAAGGUAAUUCAAAACUUCUUAGCAAACUAGUGAUUUGUUUCUCUGAUAGAAAUGGGUAAUACUACAGCUUUAACUAGCCUUAGUUUAAAAAAAAAAAAAGAGAAGAAAAACUCUUGUUGUUACAAAAGGCCUAAAGAUGGCAUUUUGAGCCUAUAAACAGUUUCUUUAAAUUGUCAGACUCUAGCAUUGUUAACCAAAUUAGAAUAGUGACUGCAAUAUUUAAGUGUAAAUCUUGUUCUAUGAGAAAGGGAACUUGCUUACGGUUUAAAAAAAAAGACUGUUUCUACACACAAUCUUGUAUACUACUACAUGAAGAAAAAGGGGGUUUUGUAAUGCACUGUAGAACAGUCUCAUAAUUCAUUUUUUAUAGAAAUGUUAUUCCAAUGGUGCAUUUUUUUGUUUAAUAAAUAAAGUUUUGAUACAA
Molecule: messenger RNA, 9015 nt
Organism: Anas platyrhynchos (mallard)
Lineage: Eukaryota; Metazoa; Chordata; Aves; Anseriformes; Anatidae
Gene: DCC
Product: DCC netrin 1 receptor
Biological process (GO): cell-cell adhesion
Cellular component (GO): membrane
Molecular function (GO): protein binding
Source: RefSeq, a predicted model, not a curated record